Molecule: messenger RNA, 1237 nt
Organism: Mucor mucedo
Lineage: Eukaryota; Fungi; Mucoromycota; Mucoromycetes; Mucorales; Mucoraceae
Exons: 15
Coding region: 29-934 (301 amino acids)
Biological process (GO): protein deubiquitination; endoplasmic reticulum unfolded protein response
Cellular component (GO): cytosol; nucleus
Molecular function (GO): cysteine-type deubiquitinase activity; protein binding
Source: RefSeq, a predicted model, not a curated record
AAAGUUAAAUUCUUUGUCUUUCCCAAAAAUGAGACUACGUAUCCGACAUGCUAAAGGAUUGUUGACAAUUUCUGAUGUAACAUUAGAGCAAUCUGUAUUGGAACUCAAAAAAUGUAUUUCUAAAUCUAUUGGUCUAGCUUCAAACCAAGAUGUCGAAAUAUCCGGAGGAUAUCCCCCCAAACCAAUAUCUGACAACACCAUCUCAUUGAAAGAUGCUGGACUUAGAGAUGGCGACACUCUAAAUAUUAAAAUCUUGGACACUGUAGUUGCGCCCGUUCAUAAGGAAAAUAGUACAACCGUGAAAGAAGGCAUUGUGGAAACUCCCACUGGAUUUUUGACACUCCGAGUGAUGGAUGAUGAUAAUUCGUGUUUGUUUAGAUCUAUCGGCUACGUUUUAAAAAGAGAUACUACGAUAUCAAAAGAUCUCCGUCAAGUUGUUGUCGAAGGAAUUAAGUCUGAUCCCAUCACGUAUUCUGAUGCAACUUUAGGACAACCUAGAGACAAAUACAUGGAUUGGAUUCAAAAGCCAAACGCUUGGGGAGGUGCAAUUGAAUUAGCUAUACUUUCGUCUCAUUUUGGCAUAGAAAUAGAUAGUAUAGAUGUUCAAACUGGUCGUGUGGAUAAAUUUGGAGAAGGAAAAUACGACGAGAGAGUACUGAUAGUAUACAGUGGUAUUCAUUAUGAUGCGUUAGCACUAGCUCCUACCAGCGACAGUCCUAUGGAUUUUGAUCAAACACGAUUUUCUGUUACUGACGAAUACAUAUUAAAAUCUUCUUCAGAACUCGUUAAUGGGUUGAGAAAGUCUCACAGGUUUACGGAUAUCGCUAAUUUUACCUUGAAAUGCGAACAGUGUAACACUGGCUUAAAAGGCGAAAAAGACGCACAAGACCAUGCUGCUAAUACGGGGCAUACCCAUUUUACAGAGUAUCAAUAAAUUAACCUAAUAAACAAGUUCCCUCAAUAAAUCUACACGUAGUUUACUGUUUGUCAGGAGAUUGUUAAGAUGUUUGUUAUCAACGAUUCGUAACUGUAGAUCGUCACUCAACAGUGUUUCGUUUUCAAUGAUAAAAAACAACUACUCUCUUCUCAAGAUAAUUCAGCUAAUAUAAUCGUUCACUUCAAGUCAAAGAUCUAAAAACGAAAAAUAAUGUGAAGAAAAGACAGCCGAACCCCCUACACUCAAAUUCGAUUGUAUGUGUAGCCUGAUGUCUAGAUUGUUACACAGUUUAUGAUCAAC